GCCCUGCGGGGAGGACGCGAGGCCGCGGCCGUCUAUAAAAGGCCCCCGGGCCGGGAGGGAGGGAGGCAGGGGAGCAGCGCGGCGCGACCGGCGGCACCAUGGCCCAGUCCGUGUGGGGCUACGACAGCCACAACGGACCCGAGCGCUGGCACGAAAACUACCCGCUGGCCAAGGGCGACAAGCAGUCGCCCAUUGAGAUCAACAGCAAGGACGUGCAGCACGACUCCUCUCUCGCCUCCUGGCACGCCAGCUAUGACCCCGGGGCAGCGAAAACCAUCCUGAACAACGGGCGCACCUGCCGCGUCGUCUUCGACGACACUUUUGAUCGAUCAGUGCUCAGAGGGGGCCCGCUCACCGGCGUUUACCGCCUGCGCCAGCUGCACCUGCACUGGGGCUCCUCCGACCACCACGGCUCCGAGCACAUCAUCGACGGCGUGAAGUAUGCCGCAGAGUUACACAUGGUGCACUGGAAUCCAAAACACGGUAAUUUUGCUGGAGCUUUAAAACAACCUGAUGGUGUAGCUGUUGUGGGCAUUUUUCUGAAAGUUGGAAACACUCCCAAACCAGAGAUGAAGAGAAUUCUUGAAGAAAUUGAAAACAUUAAGACCAAGGGAAAGGAGGCUCCUUUUCUGCACUUCGAUCCUUCAGUUCUUUUCCCCAAAUCUCGGGACUACUGGACCUACCAGGGGUCGUUCACCACACCCCCCUGUGAGGAGUGCAUCACUUGGAUCCUCCUGAGGGAGCCGAUUGAAGUCAGCUCAGACCAGAUGGCAAAGCUCCGUAGCCUUUCCAAGAAUGAUGAGAAUGAACCCGUGAGCCCUCUUGUCGACAACUGGCGCCCACCACAGCCUCUGAAGGGCAGGAUAGUGAGAGCCUCAUUCAAGUGAAAUCUCAAGUCUCACUCCGCUGAACCUGAGUGAGAAAAUCCCUACAUCACAAAAGUGUAGUUAGUUUUUGCUGUCUACUGCUUUUCCUCUGGAUCCAGGUCUGUGUUUUCUCAGUUUGAAAUUCUGAGUGGUAAAAGUGAAUCUGUUUUUAAAGGCAGAAAAAUACUAUAUGCAAAAUACAAGCACAAUGAGCAAAUGUGAGGAGUAAUGAUUCUUGACCACAAAUGCCUCAGCAUUUAUGGUCAUUUCUCUGCCUCGUGGUCUUGUAAGAAAAAUAGGCUCAGUUUCAGUAUUCAAAAUUAAUUUCAAAAGAAAUAUACUAAGGCAAAAAAAAAAAAAAAGAACCAGUAGUUCAGGAAAGCAGAAGUAACAGUAGACGAACAGGAGGGAAAUGCCUGUCUAGAUACUGUGAUCUUGCUCAGACACAGCACCCUCAGUGGAGACAUCCAAAGAAUAAGUACCCCUUUAACACACCAGAUUUUCCCUUCCCUGUCUCGUUCAUAGCUUUUUAUCCAGGAUUAGAUUAGUAUUCUGAGGGUAAAAUCAGGCAUACUCAGUUUCUGUGUGAAGAAGAAAAGAGACAUUGCUGUCAUUUCAGCAUUUGCUGUCUUUGCCAUGUCCUGCUGCUGCUGCCGUUGAUAAUUUCUUCUUUCACUGCUGCUGUUACUUCACCCAUCCAGUGCAGAGUCCUGCUGAUAUCUGAUAUCAUAUUGCUUUGUAUUUAGCAUACCAGCUUUAAUUCUGCUGAGGGGGAAGUGCCUUUCUUUUGCUGCUCUAUGUUAUCUCCUCGAAUGAUGGAUUUUUGAUGCUCUGCCUGCUUUUUAUAUUUGACACCUUGAUGGUUUCACCUGCUAGGGAUUUUUUGUGUAUGGAAAGUACCUUUCCGGAUGAUUCACAUGUGUCAUUUGUCAUCCCCACUACUGAAAAAUCCAGGUCAAGUCACCUAUGUGUUUGUUUAUUUGACUCUGUAGCUGGAGAAUAUAAGUGGAUUCUGUUUGGUUCAGUUCUUUCUGGGGAGACACAUCAGCUUUCAAAUAUGAUCCAAGCAAGGAAUCACUGGCAGACAGAAACAUGUAAAUCAACUUCCCCUGUCCUUCAUCAUGUGAACUUUAUCAUUUCAGUGUACAAGUACCAUCUAGGUUGAACCCACAUACCGAUCAUGUGAAUAAAGAUCUACAUUAUAUUCACCCAGGGGAUUAUUCACUCUUGGACAUACAGGAGAUUGGAUGGUCAAAGGUGGUGCAUAAAUCCCACUGCACAGGAAGCCUCUGGGUUCUCUGUAUUCCUGGAACUCACCAGUAGGUAGCAGUGGGUAUUCUGGAGAUCUUGCCACAAACAUGUUCACAGCAGCAUUUAUAAGGGAUAUAUCAAAGUCUGAAAAAAACAGGGCUACAAAUGGCUGAAAUGGGCAUUUACCAGUUUUCCUUAAUUAUUUCACUUUCCACCUUUACUAGAAAAAUGGUACUCCAACAGGGAAGUAAUGAAUGAGCAACACUGGACAAAUUCUGCUGCUAUUACCAGCACAAUUCAGUGAGAAUUCAGAAAUAAAACUGAGGGCAGAUUUUGAUCCUUUUUAUUCAUUUAGAAUUGUUCUAAGGAUUGCUGAAUUCCCAUUGAAAGUUAGUAUUUUAGUUUAUUAGGAAUGUGUUUUGCUUAGUAUAAAGCAGUUUCUUUUUAAAAACUAAGUUCAUGUGAGUAGAAGCUAAAGUAUUGAUUGAAUUAUGUUUACAAAUGUUUUGGCACUGGCUUAAUUUUAUCAGAAGAUCAGCUUUUUGAUAUUAUGAGUGCAGCACUUGCAAGGGUAUUGAUUUUAGGAGUCCCUUAGAUCUUCUUUAAACUCCUGAAUCUGUAAAUCUUCUCAGCACAUAAAAAUGUUACUACAGAAAGCUCAUAAGCAACAAUUUUUUUUCUACUGUACUAUGUCUUACAUGUAAAAUUUCUUCUCAUAUCCAUAUGCAGUUGAUCUUGGUGAUGAGAAAAUUUUAACACAAGUAACUGAGACAUGGGUUUGAGUCUUUCGACCUAAAAGCAAUCAACUGUGAUGUUUUAAUCUCUUGUUAUUGAGGCAAUAAAACAAGAUUAGUUGUCUGCACUUGAAAUAACUGCUUUUAUGUCUUCAGAGAAUCAAUAAAUUUACUUACAUAAAAAUAAAUUGAUUGCUGUUUUUAUGCUAAGUGAUGACUGAAAGCAGUGAGAACUUAAAAAACCUUGCUGCUCCUUUCUUUGAUACAUAUGCUUGUAAUACAAGAGGGACAGACAUUUGAGUACUUUUUAGCUGUUGGAGUUUAGUACAAGCAGCACGUCAAUCAGUUAGCUGAAAUGUUACAUAAUUAUGAAAAUUCCUGGUUAGUUUAUACUUUUCAAGCACACAUAUUUGUUAAAGAAGAGUUGCAAAUCAGUCAGUGAGUGUACUUUGCUUGGUUUGCAUGUUUCCUCUACUGCUUUUGAAAGGUAGAAUAGGCAGAAGUUUAUGAACUACUGAAAUAGUUGUUUUGGUUCCAACAAGUAACAUUUGGUUUGUAUGUUGGCAAAAAGGAAGAUACAGUCUGAAAUUUAUAUUGCUUCUUCAUGCAUCUCCUCUGAUUCCAUUUUGUCUUUGAACUAUUAUUACACAAAAGCAUCACCCUCACUACAAAUACGCUUUAAAGUGUUUUUCCCUUGAAGAACAAAGUGCACACAGUUUUGUUCCAUU
Molecule: messenger RNA, 3579 nt
Organism: Hirundo rustica (Barn swallow)
Lineage: Eukaryota; Metazoa; Chordata; Aves; Passeriformes; Hirundinidae
Product: carbonic anhydrase 3-like
Exons: 7
Coding region: 99-887 (262 amino acids)
Cellular component (GO): cytoplasm
Molecular function (GO): zinc ion binding; carbonate dehydratase activity
Source: RefSeq, a predicted model, not a curated record